CCCAUGUCUCAAAUACAGUUUAUAGUGACAAGUUGACCGUGCCACUAGCAUAAAAUUAAAUAUUAAAAAAGUUAUAAAUUUAAGCACUUACAAAUUUUAAAAUAAUGUGAUACCUACUAACGCGACAUGGAGAGAAAUAUUUGGACUUUAAAUCAAUAAUUUCAUGUUUUUAUCAGUGCAUAAUCAUCAAGAUGACGACAAAACUGUCAGUUUUUCUUCUCGUUUUUCAACUUCACGAAGUCAUCAACGUACAACAGACUGGAGCGAAUACAAACUCUCUACCAAUAUCAAUUCCCGACCAUGGGAAUCAUAAAAUACCACCAGUUUUGGCUCCUCUACUGCAACCUAAUAAAGUUGCUUUGUUAUCUACAAGUGCAAGAAACAAAAAGGGUCUAAAUAUACCAUAUUCUCUUCCCAUAACCCAUCACCUUCUUGUACCAACAAAGUUGCAUGUACUACCAGCACACUCGAACGUUCAUCACAGUUCAGUUCAUACGGACAUAAAACAUUUAGUGACAAAUGAUAAUAUAAGAAUACCGAUUAUAACCCAUACAUUGUCUCAUAGUUCAUCCAAUUUAACGCACCCAACGGCUGUGAUACCUUUAUUAUUACCGGUUUCUUACCCCAAUCACCUGAUACUUUUACAUGAUUUGAGUGUAAUACCCCUACACAGACAAUUGCACGAUGAUCAGAAAUUGAGCCGAUAUCAAGUACAAAUGGAAAAGAUGAAAAAUGAUGAGGAGGAGCAGAUGAAUAGAUUUAGAACAUUUUACGGUGGUUUUGGAACGGGUCUAUUCUUUGGUGGCCAUGGAGCUGGGCAUGGUUUUUAUGCCUAUGGUUAAUUUUUUUUCCUUUUCUUAAUGGCGGUUGGAUAAACAUCGAAUUUAUAAUUUAUUUUUACUCAUAAUAUUAAAUUAUAUU
Molecule: messenger RNA, 921 nt
Organism: Galleria mellonella (greater wax moth)
Lineage: Eukaryota; Metazoa; Arthropoda; Insecta; Lepidoptera; Pyralidae
Exons: 2
Coding region: 192-842 (216 amino acids)
Source: RefSeq, a predicted model, not a curated record